Molecule: messenger RNA, 2259 nt
Organism: Cherax quadricarinatus
Lineage: Eukaryota; Metazoa; Arthropoda; Malacostraca; Decapoda; Parastacidae
Source: RefSeq, a predicted model, not a curated record
AAUGGCUUUCCGGUCUGCUGGAACACAGUUAGCGACUGAUCCAGAAAGAUGGUAGUGCUUGCUGGGAGGUUGCUGCUGCUGCCGCUGCUGCUGUUGGUGAUGCUGGCUGGUCUGGUACAGGCUGAGGACACCAAGACUGACUGUGUUGAGGCUGGUGGACGCUGUCUGUCUGCCCAACAAUGUGAAGUUCCGUUGUCUCAACAUGUCUGCAGGAAGGAUGAUCAAGUCUGCUGCAUGACGCCAACAAAUGAAAACGACGAAAGAAAGAUACAUAAAAGCAGAAGGAAGAUGAAAAUUAAGAAGAGAAAACAACACCGGAGGAAUCAUAAGCACACUAAGAAAAUUAAUGGCAAUUCACAUAAAUUGAAGGAGCGCAAAGGAAAGCUGAAGAAAAUGAGAGCCGGUGGUUCAUACGGAAGAGAGAAGGACUGUAAUGGCGUCGGUGGAUUUUGUGCCCACAAGAAGACAAAGUGCAAGAAACACAAAGCCAAGGGUUGCUCCAAGGGAGAAAAAUGCUGUACUGGUAGCGGUGAAUCCUCACACGGUGGACACGGUGGUGGUAUUGUGGGCCUUCCUGGACCCCCAGGACCUCCAGGUCAAGCAGGAGCUCCUGGUGUUCCUGGUCCUCCAGGUCCUUCAGGAUCUAAUGGCUCUCCUGGUUCUGCUGGUCCUCCUGGAUCUAAUGGCUCUUCUGGUGUUUCUGGUGCUCCUGGUCGUCCUGGAUCUAAUGGCUCUCCUGGUGUUUCUGGUGCUCCUGGUCGUCCUGGAUCUAAUGGACCUUCUGGUGCUUCUGGUGCUCCUGGAGCUAAUGGAUCUCCUGGCCCUUCUGGAGCUAAUGGGUCUCCUGGCUCUUCUGGACCUGCUGGUGCUCCAGGUUCUCCUGGCCCUCCUGGAAAUAAUGGGCCUACUGGCUCUCCUGGUAAUAAUGGGUCUGCUGGUGCUCCUGGUGCAUCCGGUGCUCCUGGUGCAUCCGGUGCUCCUGGUGCAUCCGGUGCUCCUGGUGCGUCCGGUGCUCCUGGUGCUUCAGGUGUUUCUGGGGCUCCUGGUGUUGCUGGUUCUCCAGGGCCUCGAGGUCCUCCAGGAGAUAAAGGCCCUAUGGGUCCUCCCGGUCCUUCCGGUUUAAAUGGUACUAAUGGCAUGAACGGUACCAAUGGUGUUAAUGGUGUUCCCGGCACAAAUGGUUCAGUAGGACCGCCAGGUCCUCCUGGUCCUGCUGGCCCUGCUGGUACUAAUGGCACUAACGGAGCUGCUGGACCACCAGGUCCUUCUGGUGCUAAUGGCAGCCCAGGUCCUCAAGGCUCACCGGGAUCCCCAGGGCCAGCAGGACCUGAAGGGGCUACAGGAGCCCCUGGACCUAUAGGACCUGCUGGACCUGCAGGAUCAAUAGGACCUUCAGGCCCUGCCGGCAGCCCUGGACCUGCAGGGUCAGUUGGACCAGUAGGCCCUCCAGGGUCACCAGGACCGGCAGGAAAUCCCGGACAGGGUGGUGGUCCUCCCGGAAGGAGAAGGAGAUUAUAAGAAUAAUAAAAUUAAAUGAAAAAACUUGUGAUGUUUUGGUUCUAGUAAAAGUAUAUAAAAUAUUCCAACUUCGGCAUGUAGUGCAACAAACAGGUGUGCUAUUGCAACUUCUACCAGUGCUGGUAUCAAGACCCCUCACCUGCUGUAACAAACACCAAACAAUCGAGGAUUUGGAAAUCUCUUGAAACUUUGCAGCUUGGCGAAUAUUCCGCUGAUGUUUGAGUAAAAAUACGGGGAAAAAAUAAUGGGCAUCUGCACGGCAGCAAAUCUUACUGACACCACAGUUUUAUAACAGUUUUUAUGACCGCAGCGAAUGUUAAAACACCGAGAGAACACUCGAGUAUGAGUUACGGUACUUGGACAUCGCAAACUGCAUCGUAAUUUUAGAGGCUUUUACAAAUUAUCAUAUAUUUUCGCGUUAACAGUUUGUGUAUAGGCUGUGACAGCCGAGUUACCAGAUCUUGUCAUGGCUAAUCUUACAGAUCUUGUAUUACACGGAGGCUCCUGUACAGUGCAAUGUGUAUUACACGGAGAGUCCUGUACACUGUAAUGUGUAUUACACGGAGGCUCCUGUACAGUGUAAUGUGUAUUACACGGAGGCUCCUGUAUAGUGUAAUGUGUAUUACAAGACACAUCUCACCCACUGCACCAAAUAUAUUAUCAAAACAUUAAAUAUUUCUACGUCAAACUACAUGUAAUGUAGUGUGUACUGAUUUUUGCACUGAUUGUAAUGUAUCUUGU